Messenger RNA from Soboliphyme baturini, 924 nucleotides. NCBI's taxonomy places the organism in Eukaryota, Metazoa, Nematoda, Enoplea, Dioctophymatida, Soboliphymatidae. The record is from the annotation of a GenBank genome assembly.
AUGGUUACUGUAUCGAAGACGCCAUCUGAACUGGACCUGCUUCUGAAUGCUCUGGCCGGCCUGGCAUCGACCCAUGGUGAACCUCACAUCUGUGAGGCGUACCGUUUGGCGAUUGAAAACUCGACGUUGAUCAGCGAUAUGCACGAGUUCGCCGAAUGCUUGCAUCAGAAAUGGCUCACCGAGCGGCAGAUGAUCUCGCCGGCUGUUCAAAUUUGCCGAGUGCUGGGCAACGUCGACACUGGAAGUGGGACCUUCAGCAACCUUGUAUACUGUAUCUUGAUGAAUGACUACAAAGAUAGAUACAAGUUGCGCAGGGUGUCACGUCAUUUUUUCACCAACAGUGUUCAGUUCCUGUUCGAGUACUUUUAUGCGAAAUACAACAGUGCCAGCAGAAGCUUAAACCACGAUCACCUCUCAGGUUGCGGUUCUGGUUCCAACUCGACCCUGUCUACCAAAGGCUCAAAGGACGACCGGUCAAAAUCGCUGCAAGAGCUGUGUAAAGUUAGCAAGAAGGAUACCAAUUUCUACUUGAAGGGUUAUUCGCUGAUGGAUGACCUCGUCAAUCCAAUGUACGAUUACUUGAACAUGCUCCUUGACGCAACUGCCACUGAAAGCGAGAUAAAGACAUUUCAUUGCGUUAUGUUUAUGAUGGGACCUCUUUUGGAAGAGCUUCAGCCCCAGCGAAUGCACGAACUGGCACUGAACCUGCGGUCGUCGAUAAUAGAGAACCCUCAUAAGUCUACUGAGAAAGCGAUGCUAAUAGAACUUCUCGAAAUCCUCAAUCAACGGUGGAAGGAGAACGAAAUUUCAGCAGACGUGCGUGCACUUUAUGAUAAGUACCGAUCGAUAAGCUAUGGGUUAAACAAGAAGGUUCAAAACGAGCAAGAGUUGGACACAGCUGACGAAGAGCGAAUGUCAGGGUAG